AUUUCUGUGUUUUUGGAUUUUUCCUUUAAUGUUUAAUGUUUGAUAUUUGUGUUAAUUUUUCCAUUUUACACAUUAUUACCAAUUUCCACCAAUAUUUAUUUUUUUCUCCAUUUAUCUGUAUUCCACCCUCAUUCAUAUAACUUCAUUCCUUAUUUCUGGCAUUACCACCAAGACCAAUACUAAUAACAGGGCUAACAAUAUUGAAUAUAAUUCUUUUGUUAGAAAAUAGUGUUAUAUCGGAACAUGGGUUCAUUUUUCGAAGAUUUGGUGUAUAAACCACUGGAUUUAAAUUUUGGCCCAGCAGCUUUAGCCAGAGCGGAUCCCUAUCCUGAUAAACUUGACCUUUCACUUGGCGUCUAUCGUUCAGAGCAAGGUCAACCCGUUGUUUUCAAUGUCGUGGCUGAAGUUCGUGGUAUGAUAGCAAGCGAUAAGGCUCAGAUGGAGGAAUACCUACCCUUAUUGGGCAAUCCAGAUUUUUCCGAGGUUUCAAGGGACUUACUGUUUAAGACUCCAGACACUGACGAGGCCGAGUACAAGUUACUCUGCGAGAGGAUAUGUUCAUUACACACUGCCUCUGCCACAAAUGGUAUUUUUCUCGGGCUUUUACUACUCAAAUAUCACAUCAAACUUGCCAACAGAACACAUACCAGUAACCCUUGCUGGGUGGGGUAUCCAACAAUAGUUGAUAACGUCGGAUUACAAUACUGUGAGCACAAAUACCUCAACUUUUCUGACUCGACCUUGGACAUUGAUGGGAUACUAUCAUAUUACGAAACUUUGGAACGAGGUGACAUUCUAUUGAUUCAGGUGUCUGGACAUAAUCCUUGCGGAGUGGACCCGAACAGGGAAGAGUGGGAGAGGAUCGGAGAGGUGGUCAAGAGGAAAGGCCUGAUUCCAUUUCUGGAUAUUGCUUACCAGGGUUAUGCUUCAGGUGAUAUUGUUGAGGAUGCCUUCCCUGUCAGGAUGUUUGCUGCCUUAGAGGUCGAUUUCUUCGUAUCGCAUUCAUUUUCCAAAAUGAUGACCAUUUAUUCUGGCAGACUAGGGUGUUUGCACGUGGUCUUGGGAAGGCGUGAUGAAAAGUUGCGUGAAAAUGUGUUAUCUAAUCUGCGUCACAUGGCAAGAGGAAUUCAUGGCACACCUGUUCGUUUAUACUCUGAGAUAGCAAUUAAGAUACUAAGGACCCCUUCGUUAAAGGAGAGGUGGUUAGAAGAACUCAGGGGCGCUUACAUGCGCAUCAGAAACGCCCGAGAGCUUCUAUACAAGCGUCUAAACGAGCUCAAGGUUCCUGGUAGAUGGGAACACGUGAUUAACCAGAAGGGGAUGUUUUGUUACCUUAACAUACCCGAACGACUAGUCCACAAAUUGAGGGAGAAGCACCACAUUUACUUAAUUUUCAAUUCAAGGAUUUGUAUAGCACAAUUAAAUAACAAAAGGGUUGAAAUAUUUGCCAAAGCUUUGAAGGAUGUUUUGGAAAAUGAGUAAUUUAGACUGUUUCGAGAGUUACCUCCUCCUUAUCACUACAAUUCUACACCCUUUAUCACCAUUCCAUUACACCUGAGAUAAACAAUUACACUUUUCAUGGAGUUAAUUUUUGUUUUAACUAAAUUUUGUCAGUUUUUAAGUUUA
This is a messenger RNA of Theileria parva strain Muguga, 1626 nucleotides long. RefSeq names its product Aminotransferase class I and II family protein (gene aatB). The transcript is spliced from 4 exons. Bases 244 to 1482 code for a protein of 412 amino acids. The record is from RefSeq and is a predicted model, not a curated record. Lineage: Eukaryota; Apicomplexa; Aconoidasida; Piroplasmida; Theileriidae. Gene Ontology annotation, molecular function: pyridoxal phosphate binding; L-aspartate:2-oxoglutarate transaminase activity. Gene Ontology annotation, biological process: amino acid metabolic process; biosynthetic process.